CGCGCGGUCGUGGAUGUUCGCGGCGCUCGCGAGCAAACCGCGCGCGCGUCUCUUCCCCUCUCCGGUCGCCGUCCGUCGCCACACCGUCCGCGACGCGCCCAUCGCGCGCGCGUUCUUCAAGAGCAAGAGCGCCGACGCGUCGUCGUCGUCCGCGGCGGAUACCAUGGGGACGAGGUACAAGGAGAUUCGCGAGAUCCUCCGCGCGCCUCCGCGGCACUGGGUCGGGAACGGCUUCCACGUCUUCCCCGUGUUCCACAACCGCGCGUUCACGAAAGAACUCUCCCCGUGGCUCAUGUUCGACUACGCCGCGCCGAAGGAGUUCUCCCCCGGGUACGAGAGGCGCGGCGUCGGGCAGCAUCCCCAUCGCGGGUUCGAGACGAUCACGAUCGCGUGGCAGGGCGAGGUGGAGCACGGCGACUCCGUGGGCAACCGCGACGUCAUCGGCCCGGGGGACGUGCAGUGGAUGACCGCCGCGCGAGGUAUCAUCCACGAGGAGUUCCACAGCACGGAGUUCACGCAGCGCGGCGGCGUCUUCGAGAUGGCGCAGCUGUGGCUGAACCUUCCGGCGAAGCACAAGAUGGACCCGCCGCGAUACCAGCCCAUCCUCGCGAAGGACAUCCCGGUCGUUCCUCUGAAGCCGGCGCGUUCAGAGGACGCGGGAAAAGUCUCGUCGAGUGGCGGCGAGUGCACGAUCAGGGUCAUCGCGGGGGACGAGAAGACGUACGGCGUCAAGGGCGCGGCGUCGACGCACACGCCCGUGGAGCUCCUCGACGUUCGCGUCGCCGUCGCCGACGUGGACUUCGACGUCCCCGUCCCUGACGGCCACAACACCGUGGUCUUCGUCAGGAGAGGCGGGAUCACCGUCGGCGAGGGGAAGAAGAAGGUGGAGCAGCAGGGCGUCGCGCUGAUGCACCUCGGCGGGGACACGUUGCGGUUGACCGCGACGGAGAAGGACACGGAGAUUUUGGUCCUCGCGGGGGAGCCCAUCGACGAGCCCAUCGCGGCGCGCGGGCCGUUCGUGAUGAACACGCACGAGGAGAUCUCGCGAGCGAACAAGGACUUCAUGAACGGGCUGAUGGGACAGUGAGCGUGCUGUGUGGCGUGCGGCGAUGAACGACGACGCGCGCGCGAGUGAUGAGUUAUCCGUCGACGCGACCUUCACGGUAUCGUUACGUAUUCUGUAUUACGAUUACGCGUACGCGCC
Molecule: messenger RNA, 1204 nt
Organism: Micromonas pusilla CCMP1545
Lineage: Eukaryota; Viridiplantae; Chlorophyta; Mamiellophyceae; Mamiellales; Mamiellaceae
Exons: 1
Coding region: 14-1087 (357 amino acids)
Source: RefSeq, a predicted model, not a curated record